AUGAGUUCGGAAAGUAAUUUCUCGUUGAAAUUCCGGCGCCCCUCCAGCAAAUUGCACAAGGAUCCCCCUAGCUUCAGUUCGCGCAUUCUUCGAAGUCAUCAAAGCACCACCUCGCUCAAGCGUCACCCCUCCGCCCCCGUCUACCCGCGCUCCUCUCCCAGUGGCAGUCGCGAGCACGUCCGAUCGCGAUCCAACGCAGCUUUUGGCUCCUCGUCCUCCUCGCUCGAGCAACAUAGCCAACAUAGCCAACAUAGCCAGCACAGCCAGCAGAGUGGUGGCCCUUCCCCCGUCAUUGAUGAGGGCUCCUCGACCUAUUUCCCCAGUUUCUCCAGCUCCUCGCGCUCCCGGACUCGAAGUUCCAACCGCUUCUCCUAUAACGAACACAGUUCGGAUGACUUGAAUAAUUCCUCCUUUGAAACGCGGGGUAUGCUCAGUGCGCUGGAUGAGAAUAGCGCCGAACCCGAUCAUCAGCCCCAGCAUUAUCAACAUCACCCACAGCCUCCGACAUUGCGCUCCCAUCACACCAGUCCCGACGAUCCGCGUGGCCGCCAGACUCUCCGACAAUCGGCCAGCCUCACGGCCCUUCCGAACCGUAUGAUGGAUUCCUUUGCGCAUCGGGACACCGAACGAUCUCACCACGAUAAGCGCUACUCCGAUGAGGUCAAUAAUGGCAACCCGGUCCCACCCCCUCCUCGGGUGGGAAGAAGCAAAAAAGCCAGCUUCUCCAGUUUCGUCAACAGCAUGCUCGGUUCGCCCCGCAACAUCAAGAUUUCUGCCCCGGAGAAUCCGGUGCACGUUACGCAUGUGGGAUAUGAUAAUCAGACCGGCCAGUUCACCGGUCUGCCCAAGGAAUGGCAGCGACUGUUGCAGGAGAACGGUAUCUCCAAGAAGGAACAGGAGGAACACCCGCAGACAAUGGUGGAUAUCAUGCGAUUCUACGAAAAGAAUACGCGGGGAGAUGAUGACGAGGUAUGGCACAAGUUCGAUAAUGCAUCAUACAAGCCCUCCACGACAACUCCAGCAACGGGGACAUCGCCGCCCGGUAGCCCCCGAUUCCCACAGAACCAUGAAGGCAGCUUUGAAAACCCACGAUCGCCGCCUCCCAUUCCUCGCGGUCCUCCCGCAGUCUCGCCAGCUGCCGGCAUGUCUCCGCCUUUGGGUAGUAUGGUCCCGCAUCGUGCGCCUCCAAAGCCCCCGACCGGAAUGAUCCCAGCCCGUCCACCACCACAACCUCCUGUAUCGCAAGCCUAUGGCGCUUCACCGCAGCGACCAAUUCAAGAUCCAUAUGGCGCAUCGUUUGCCGCACCACCCAUACCCGACGCAGUGCCCGUAACCUCCGGAUCGCCCAAGCCCAGUCGCUCCAACUCCCGCAACGGUGUCCCGGCUCCCAAGCACAAUGUGAUCGCCUCGCCGACACAAUACCAGCAGCAACAAGAGCAGGUCAUGGCAGCUGCCCAACAGGCAAUUGCCUCGAAGCAGCUGGAUCGGAGCACGAGUCAGCGCACGCAGCAACAACCACCUCAACCACCACCCUUGGCUACGAAUUUCGGCCCCUCGUCCGCGGAUCCUUCGCCUGCUUCUGCUUCGCCCAACACCCGUGCUCCGCCCGCCGCUCGCCCACGGCAACGCCAGCAGCGUCAGAGCAAUAUUAUGGAUGUUCGCCAGCGUCUGCUUCAGAUUUGCCAUCCAGGGGAUCCCACACAAUUAUAUCACAGCUUGAACAAGAUCGGCCAGGGUGCUUCCGGUGGUGUCUAUACUGCAUAUGAGACGGGUACCAACAACUGCGUGGCCAUCAAACAGAUGAAUCUCGAUCUUCAGCCGAAGAAGGACCUUAUCAUCAACGAAAUUCUUGUGAUGAAGGAUAGCAAGCACAAGAACAUCGUCAAUUUCCUGGAGAGCUUCUUGCACGGGCUGGAUCUGUGGGUUGUUAUGGAGUAUAUGGAGGGUGGCAGUUUGACGGACGUGGUCACCUUCAACAUUAUGAGUGAAGGGCAGAUUGCUGCUGUUUGUCGCGAGACUCUGAGUGGCCUUCAGCAUCUGCAUUCGAAGGGUGUGAUUCAUCGUGAUAUCAAAUCCGAUAAUAUCCUGCUCUCGCUAGAGGGUAACAUCAAACUAACCGAUUUCGGUUUCUGUGCCCAGAUCAACGACUCCCACAACAAGCGCAACACCAUGGUCGGUACCCCCUACUGGAUGGCGCCCGAGGUCGUCACUCGUAAGGAGUACGGUCGCAAGGUCGACAUUUGGAGUUUGGGUAUCAUGGCCAUUGAGAUGAUUGAGGGUGAGCCACCUUAUCUGACUGAAUCGCCGCUUCGCGCUCUCUACUUGAUCGCCACGAACGGAACCCCCAAAAUCAAAGAUGAGCAUCAGCUGUCACACAUUUUCCGUGACUUCCUCUCCUUUGCCUUGAAGGUCGACCCCGAGAAGCGUGCUUCGGCUCAUGAUUUGUUGAAGCAUCCAUUCAUGGGUCUGUGCUCUCCACUAACUCACCUCGCCCCGCUGGUCAAGGCUGCGCGUAUCAGCCGCGCUCAAGAGAAAGCGCAGAAAGGCGGCGCUUAA
Messenger RNA from Penicillium cataractarum, 2556 nucleotides. It is a transcript of the gene pakA, whose product is annotated as mitogen-activated protein kinase kinase kinase kinase STE20. Gene Ontology annotation, cellular component: cytoplasm. Gene Ontology annotation, molecular function: ATP binding; protein serine/threonine kinase activity. The transcript has 4 exons. The record is from RefSeq and is a predicted model, not a curated record. Gene Ontology annotation, biological process: regulation of MAPK cascade; intracellular signal transduction; protein phosphorylation. The coding region runs from base 1 to 2556 and encodes 851 amino acids. NCBI's taxonomy places the organism in Eukaryota, Fungi, Ascomycota, Eurotiomycetes, Eurotiales, Aspergillaceae.